Messenger RNA from Telopea speciosissima, 2747 nucleotides. RefSeq names its product golgin-84. Lineage: Eukaryota; Viridiplantae; Streptophyta; Magnoliopsida; Proteales; Proteaceae. Gene Ontology annotation, cellular component: Golgi cisterna; Golgi membrane. The record is from RefSeq and is a predicted model, not a curated record. The coding region runs from base 293 to 2431 and encodes 712 amino acids. Gene Ontology annotation, biological process: Golgi organization; retrograde transport, vesicle recycling within Golgi. The transcript has 21 exons.
GAUCUGCUGAACUGCAGCCAAAGCACGCAACGUGAAGACGAUUUCCCAUUCCUUCUCUACCAUUUCAUUGAAUUUCUUUGUUUCUUUCUUCUUGAAUUGCAAGAAAUAGAAUAAGGAUUCGAGAAAGAGUUUUUUUUAUUUUUUGGAGCUCGACCAAAUCUUCUCUGUUGUUGAUUUCAGAUUUAUGCGCGAGAAUGUCGGAUUGUUUCCCACCUUAUUCAGAGGAAUCAAUACUCCACUGAUCUAUCUACAGGCACCGGUUUCUUCUACGGAUUGAAAUUACAUUUCCGCAAUGAGUUCGUGGUUCAAAGUUGCAGAAGAUUUAUUGGAAGUGGUAGAUCGGAGAGCAAAGUUGGUCGUUGGUGAGUUGUCUGAUGAGCAGUCUGAUUCACAACCAUCAGCAUCCAAUAGAGGGGAAUCUCAAGCUAGGAGAACAAAACCAAGAGAGAAGGCACAGAAAAGACUUUCCUCUAAUGAACCCAAUAAAACAAGGGAUGCAGCACGGGAGCACAUUAGCAUACAAGAAUCAGUGUCUAAUGAGUUAAAUGAUAACAGUAAGGUGGUGCUGUCAUCUGAAAAUGUUGGGACCAUGUCUACUACUUCAGACGUCCAGACGAGCAAAGAACUGCAGCCCAAUAUUAAUAAAGACACUGCUUCAUCAGACAUAUCAUUACUGGAGACACCCAUGAAUGAUGGGGGUAAAGAUGAAGCUAAUCAUAUGACUGAAGUUCCAUCUACAAUUAAUGAUGCAGAACCUGUUACUUCAUCUAUGAGUGGUGAGCUUGUUGUUGAGAAAACUUCUGAGGGGCAUGAAGAUUCCUCUUUGGCUCUGUCCACAGCCUCCGGAGUUGAGGCUGUUGAUAGAGAUCUUCCAGCUGAUAGUGGCCAAGAUAUUAAGUUGACAGAUGAAGAUACUACAGUAAAUACUGACCAGGAGAAAACUGAACCUGAAACUGCAGAGACCAACAGUAACAAUGACACACAAAAGAAAGAUGCAGAUAUCAAAGAACAAUUGGUUUCUGAGCCGAAAAAGCAACAGGAGCAUAAAAGUAAUAGUUCUCCAAUCAUAGUGCAAGACCAACUUGAAGAGGCUCAAGGACUGCUUAAGAGUGCAAUUUCAUCUGGUCAGUCAAAAGAGGCCAGGUUAGCCAGGGUUUGUGCUGGGCUUUCAUCCCGCCUUCAAGAAUAUAAAUCUGAAAAUGCGCAGCUGGAGGAACUUCUCAUUGCAGAGAGAGAACAUUGCAAGUCAUAUGAGGCUCAGACCAGGCAGCUACAGCAAGAUCUGUCCACAUCAAAGAUGGAAGUGACUAGAGUUGAAUCAAAUAUGUUGGAAGCUCUGGCUGCAAAAAAUUCAGAAAUUGAAGCCCUUGUCAGUUCAAUGGAGGCAUUUAAGAAACAAGCUGCUGUUUCUGAAGGAAAGCUGGCUUCUCUGCAGGCAGACUUAGAUUAUAUUAUGAGGAACCGGGAACUUACAGAGACACGGAUGAUGCAGGCUUUAAGGGAGGAGAUUGCAUCUGCAGAACGGAGGGCAGAAGAAGAGCGUGCAGCACAUAAUGCUACCAAAAAGGCUUCUAUGGAAAGGGAAGUAGAAUUAGAACAUAGAUCUGCUGAGGCAUCGACAGCCCUCGCAAGGAUACAGAGAACAGUGGAUGAGAGGACAGCAAGGGCAGCAGAACUAGAGCAGAAGUUGGCAUUGCUUGAGGUUGAAUGUGCAUCACUAAAUCAAGAGCUGCAAGAUAUGGAAGCUCGUGCUCGCCGUGAACAGAAGAGGUCACCCGAAGAAGCAAAUCAAGCACUUCAGAUGCAGGCAUGGCAAGAAGAAGUGGAGCGUGCUCGCCAAGGUCAAAGAGACGCAGAGGGCAAGCUUUUUUCUUUGGAGGCUGAAGUUCAAAAAAUGAGAGUGGAAAUUGCAGCCAUGAAAAGGGAUGCUGAGCAUUAUUCCCGGCAGGAGCAUAUGGAACUCGAAAAAAGAUAUCGUGAACUAACUGAUCUAUUGUACUACAAGCAAACGCAACUUGAAACCAUGGCUAGUGAAAAGGCUGCAGCAGAGUUCCAAUUGGAGAAAGAAAUAAAGCGUCUUCAAGAAGUACAAGUUGAAGCAGAAAGAAGUAGGGUCUCCCGUCGUGCAUCAUCAUCUUGGGUAGAAGACACCGACUUGAAAGCACUUGAGCCUCUCCCCUUGCAUCACCGACAUAUGGUUGGGGCAAGCAUACAGUUUCAAAAAGCAGCAAAACUCUUGGAUUCUGGAGCUGUCCGUGCUACUAAAUUUCUCUGGCAAUACCCCGUUGCUCGAGUGAUCCUACUCUUCUAUCUUGUUUUUGUACAUCUCUUCCUGAUGUAUCUGCUCCAUCGCCUUCAGGAACAAGCAGACAGUUUCAGCCCUAGAGAAGUUGCAGAGUCUAUGGGACUUGCCAACCCAACCUUGCCAUGAGACUGCAGAUGCUGCAGGGUCAGAAGCUAGCCUUUUGGAGUUACCCACAAAUUCUGCUAAUUUCUUGUAGGGAUACAUCAACAUUACUUUCUCCCUUCCCUUGCAUUUCCUCUUCUACAUCUAGCAUAUGUAAUUUUUGCCCCUGGCAAUGGGGAUUGUGACAUAUCAAUUCAUUUUAUACUGGUAUAUGGUAAACUAGAGGCUGGUGCCCAAAUGUUACUGAAUAGAAACUUGGAUAUAUUUGUGUCAGAAGUAUGUAUAUACUCAUCCAUAUAUUAUGGCAAGCAAUUGGAUUGAUUUUUUUUCCCCCAAGAAA